GGUAGUGCAGCGAGGUUUUAACGCAUUAGCAUGGGGUUUCUCGGACGAGGGAAGGGGUCACACAACACUGUCAAGCGAGAGGGAGGUAUUCACGCAUCAACACGGAAAUCGAAUAGUGGUGACUCCUAUGGAUCGAAGCGAGAUCAGCAUGGACGUUCAGGACGUAGCAAUAGCCGGGAACGCUCAUCACACGGUCGAGACCGUCACAGAAGUCGGGAUCGUUCGCGUUCACCGUUAAGAACACAGUAUUCAAAAGAUAUUCCGGCUACUGAAUCCUUGCGAAUUACUGUUGGUAAUGACAUCUAUAAGGAGAAAACCAGGAGUCCAUUAUCAGGAAGACUUGGCCCCCCUGUUGACAGUUCCCCAUAUAAUGACUUACCAAAUAAUCAUCGCAAAUCUGACACAGAUUCUUUUAACAAGUUUGAUGGUUAUAAUCAAGAGGCCAAAUACUAUGAGCAUGGAGACCGAAGACAUGACAGGGAUUUUGCAAUAGGAAGGAGUGGAGGGUAUGAUUCUAACAGACAGAGAAAUAGAGAAUAUCCAAGUGACAGAUAUGAAGAAAGGAACAUAGAUCUUAACAGAGAUGUACGAGGCAGAUACAACAGAUACAGUGGGGAUGAAAGGUACAAAGAAGACACCAAUCACAGAAGAGGAGGAAGCAUUGAUAGAAGAGGAAAUAACAGGGAUAGUUUGGAGCGUCAGGGUGGAUAUAGGGAACCAGAAAGUGACAGCUUUUUUAGAGAUGUUGAUCACAGGCAUGAUACUGAAGACAGAACUGAAAGAGAACUCUUAGGUGGACACAGAGAUUUACCAAAUAGGGAUGACUAUCAGAAUAUAAACAGGUCAAGUUCAGAUGAUUUGAGACCUACAUUUCCUCUUAUACCUCCUACACCAAAACCUUUAAAAUCUAUUUUGAAAAAGAAGUCUUCAUCAGAAGAAACUUCAACUAACCAGACCACAAAUCCAUCUGCAAUGGAAGAGAAGAAUUUGUUUCCUAUCAUGCGUCAAACACCUGUGUUGGAUAAACAGGGAACAGAUGCAAGGAUACAACAUAACAAUGAAAAGACCAUUGGUGGCACGCUUUUCAAUGAUCAGCAAUCAAGUGAUGGUAGAGGAAACUCUAGAUCUGGAUUACCAGGAAUGUCCUCUUACAUGGAUAUCGAAGAUGAGGAAAAAUUCUUGUAUGGCGACGAUGACUUUGAUUUGGAAAAAGGCAAUUUGAACAAGAUUGGCUCAAAACCCUCAGUUGAGUCCAAAUAUAGAUCAGAGGAUGCAUUUUACACUGAAGUAGAUCAUAGACAUGUACAGCCAGAUUCUUAUUCAAAAGAUGAUCGCUUCAGUAGAUUGUCAUCUUCUGUUGGGCAGAGAAAUUAUGCAGAUUCUCGUCAAACACAGGAUCAAGAAAGAAAUUUAGACUCAUGUUUCUUGGAUCAUCAAAUUGUUGACCAGCCCAGCAGACCCACUGCAGAAGACCAACUGCGUUCAUCUGUUUCUUCUUUCCUUGAGGACCAAAGAUUGAAGCAUAAUUCAUACCCUUCUGCUAUAAGAGAUAUCACCUCAGUGCAGGAAAAACCUGUAACUGUUCAACCUCCAGCCUUUACUCAAGCUUUUAAGCCAGACUUGUUAAGUUUAUUCACCUCUGGGAAUGAAUUGCCUACAAUCCUACAACCUACUCCACAACCUUCCCAAAAUGCUUCUACAUCCCAAGAACCUAUCCAUAUACCGCAAACCAUCCCAUAUACAAGCCAGGUUUCUACAGAGGAGCCAAAACAAAAAUAUGAUCCUACGAUAGAAAAUAUUCUAAAAUCCAUAGGAUUUGACUUUGAAAUGUCAAGAAGAAUGCAAGAAAAGGCAAGCAAUUCAACACCAAUUCAGAAACCAAAGAAGGAAGAGGAACAGUUUGGUAUCAAUCAGACUGCAUCCUUUUUAGAAGGGGGAAUUUCUGAUGAUAUCAAAGCCAAGCUCUUCAAGAAAAAAGAAGAAUCAAUAGUUGAUAUUUUGAUGCGAGAAGCAAAAGUAGGUCCACCAAAGUCAACUGAGAGGAAACAUGACCAUGAAAAUGAAACUAGAGAAAGGUACAAAAAGAUGGAACAAAAACCUUCAGAACAGGAAAGACGUUCAGAAACUUACAAGAGAGAAAGAACCAGGGAGAAAGAUUUCUUAGAUAUGGAAAGGAAGAGAGCAUCAGUGGAACAAUUGAAAAAAUCAUCAAGUGACAUGUUUGAUGAGUCUACAUAUGAAGAUCCAACUCUGUCCUCGGAGAAUCUGUCAUCUGGUAUAUCUUUCCAAAGACAGAUUCCACGUUCGGAUACACAGUAUUCUGUCUAUUCUGGAGCAACAUCAUAUUCACAACCAGCAUAUCCACCUGGUUUGUCUGACUACACAAAUUCAUCCUCAGCAUCUUCUACACAGACAAAUCAAGGAGCUAUUCCUCCUUAUUCUGGAGCAAAUGUGGGGUCAAUGUAUAAUGCACCUCCCCCAUAUGGGUAUGGGCCUCCUCCCCAAAGUUUUGAUUCUGGUUCUUAUUCCAGCUAUGGAAAUUACCCACCUCAAAGUACCCCAUUUCAUCCCACUCAUAAUCCACCUCCUGGCCAAAUCUUCCAUGGUCCACCUCCCACUCAUGGUCCACCCCCAGCACCUCAUAGCAUACCCCCUCAAAUGAGAAAGCCUGUCACUACAGACCACCAGUCAACUGUAAAUAAAGACGAAAUGCAGGAAGAAAUCCUGGAGAAAAAGACAAUCACCAUCGAGAAAAAAACAGUAACAAUUUCCCCAAAAGAAACCAACAGAACUGUUCUUCCUCCUAAAAUUGAUAAACCAAAAGGUCCUCCUGAAAAGCAGACAGCAGAUUCUCCUCAAAAGGUGCUCACACCAAAAGAAAGAAAUGCUUUAUUAAAAGAAAGGGAACAGAGACGUCAGAAGAUUGAAUCUUUGGAAGCAGAAUUACAAAAAUUGAGGAAACAGCAAAAUGAAAUGAUGAGAAAGAUACGCAGACAAAAAGAUGGACAUAAAGAUCCAGUGCUGCUGCAGAAUAACAAACUGCAGGAUGACAUAUCUGCACAAAUAUCAAAACUUCGAAAAGCUGCUGAGGAAAAUUCAAAGAUUUUGAAAGAGUGUAAAAUUGAUCCAAAUCAUAAACCUGAAAUUGAAAAAGACGGAGCUUCGGCAGAAGAUGCUAAGGAAAGUAAAGGUGUACGGAGCAAUGAGGAGUUACAGAAACGAAAGAAAAAUCAACAGGCACGUGUUAAGAAGUACGAGUUUUUUGAUCCUGGAGGUCACUGGUGUAAAGUGUGUAACACAGAAUCUGGUAGUGUAUACAGCGUUCUUCAACAUCUACAUGGAAAAAAACAUCAGCAGGCUAUGAAUCCUUAUGAUCGACCAUGGGUCCCUAGGACAAUGAAGACCCCACAAAAACAUAACAAAAAUGAUCACCUAGCAGUGCUGCCAGUUAAAGGCCAAGAAUUCUUGGUGCCUUGUAAGGCUUUCUACUGCACUUUAUGCAAGGAAUUUGCUGGGGAUGAGGCUUGUGCUGACUUUCACAUCAAGACAGAAAGCCACUAUCAAAACUACUUGAAACAUGUGGAAAAAAACGAGUUUUAUGAGCAGAAGAGGACACUGGAUAAAGCUGCAGGUCGCACGGAAAGCAAAGAUGUGAAGCCUGUGAAAAAGGAAGACCGCCGGGAAGAUAAAAAAGAAAAAAAUGAGCAAAGGAAGCAACGAGUGCAGGAGAAGGAAAAGUUGUGGGAAAAACCAGUGGCUGAAUUAGGCAUAGAACAAGCAUCUAAAAAACCAAAAUUAUCACCAAUUGAACAGAAGGAUAUUAAGACGGUGAAAUCUAGUGAGGGAUUUGGCAAGUUCACUUUCUCCACUAGUGACAAAGAAAAGAGCAAGAAUGAAGAUGAUAACAGUGAAGAACAGGAAAAGAAAGAUAGUGAAGCUGGGCAAGAGAGUAAAGGCAAGAUUGCCAUUAAUAUUAUCAACAAGAUGGGUAUAAAACCUGUUCCUGGUGUCAAAAUUACAGGGAAGAAAAACCCAUUGCUGCCGCCUUGGACUCCCGUUUCAAAACCGGAUGUUCAGAAACAAGCAGCUGGGGCUGGUAAGGUUGAAGCUUUCCCACUGAGGAAAGGUGGAGGAAAAACAGAUCAUUCAGGAGGAAAGCAAACGCCUCUGGACAUGUUUCUAACACUAGAAGAUAAAUCCAAACCAUUACCAGUAAUGAAGGACAAGCCGAAGGUGACAGCUCAGGAUAUACUCAAAGCUUUUACAGGAAAACUCAAGGACGAUAACACAGACACAGCAGAAAAAAAGACUGAUGAUAGAGUGAAAGAAAAGACAUAUGCAGUGAAGGAAAAAGAGAAGACAUUGACAUCUGCACAGAAAGAAGAGCUAGAAGAUUUGAAGUUGCUUGGUAUUGACCCUCUUUCUGAGAAACCAUUAGCUGAGAAGAAAACACCACCACCACCUUCACAGAACCUUUCCUUGCCACCAAUCAGACAAAUACCGUCUGGGGGUGUUGAAGCUCAGGAAAAAGGAAAGUGGAUCUGAAUCAGAAAAGUCAAUGGUCAAGAGUGACAACAUAAAGGCAGAGAAAAGAUGGUUGAAGAUCGCUUACAUAUAUAGAAGCAACAGCAAAAAGAUACCAAUUAUGACUAAGAGUAUAUUGUCCGAAUCAACAGGAGAUCUACAUGAAAACAGCAUGAAAAAUUGCUCCAUUUGUUUGGUCGAAAUUGCCUUUGAAAGAGGCUAGGCAACUCUAAUAGAAUGGGCUGGGCAGUGGUCUUGAUGGAAUACUUCAUAGAUUAAAGUAAACAGCACCAUUUAAUUGGUCAAAAUUUAUUUGAAGAGAAGCUGUCCAAGGUACACUACGCUACAUGAAGAAAUUUGAAGAUGUUGGUUGCGUAUAGAGUCACUGAAGACUUCAAGUAAAACCUCUUUGAAGAAUGUCACAAUUUGGAAUAGUUUAACUCCUAUUAUCAGGUAAUAGCGACAACAGACAAGCCAUAGACGCCUCUGAUGAGAAAAAGAAUUGAACAGAAGAUGGAGUGCCCUGGUGUUGCCAGAUAUGAUGACCAAUGACAACAAAGGAAACCGCAGAAUUAGCACCAAAUUGCAUAGAGGUUAGCGAAACAGAAGAGGUGCACUCAAGGAGAUGAGACACUUCAACAUCAAAAAGAUUGUGAUUUCAGCAGUGAGAGUGAUAUUCCAAAUGAAUUGACUGCUUAGUAGAUGGAUUACAGCUUAAUGUUGUGUUAUUAGGAUGUAAUUAUUGCACUGUAGCCAUAUUUAGAUACACAUACUUGUCUGCCUGAUGCUAGUUGAGAGUUCUUUUGUAAUAUACUCACAGAAGUGACGAAGGUGUAUCACAUACAAGCAACUGUUUGUUUUCUAAACAGAUGGGGAUGUUGAUAGUCAUUGAGUAAGGUUAACUAAGGGACAGAAAACUUCAAAUCCAUACGGAAGGUCUCCAUGAAGGACAUGUGAUUCUGUUACCAUAUGAAGCUCUGUAAAAUCCGCAGUCCACAGAAACCAAGAAGGAAAUCAGCUCCUGGUCACGAUAUUGUGUGUGAUUUGUUACCAUAUGGAGUACAUGGAACCUGGUGAAGAUGAAGUAGAUCAAGUCAAGAGGUCAAGUAGAAGCACGUGCCCAGAUGAUAAGAUUUGCGUGGAAUAAGUAUCAAAAGGGAGGGCCUUUGCUUGAUGGAAAACAGAAUUCGUUGUUUAAUGUCAGGAUUUAGAAUACGAGGUUAAAGUGGCUAAAAAAGUCCCGAAACGAAAUUGCAAUUUGGACGAAUGAAUUGUCAAACCUUCAGUAUUGAAUGACAAGGCUAAGUUUGACUGCGUCAUUACACAGAUAUAGAACUGAUAUUAA
Ylistrum balloti is the source of this 5869-nucleotide messenger RNA. RefSeq names its product zinc finger protein 318-like. Gene Ontology annotation, cellular component: nucleoplasm. The transcript is spliced from 7 exons. Gene Ontology annotation, molecular function: nucleic acid binding; zinc ion binding. Gene Ontology annotation, biological process: positive regulation of DNA-templated transcription; negative regulation of DNA-templated transcription. Bases 31 to 4545 code for a protein of 1504 amino acids. NCBI's taxonomy places the organism in Eukaryota, Metazoa, Mollusca, Bivalvia, Pectinida, Pectinidae. The record is from RefSeq and is a predicted model, not a curated record.